CCAACAUAUACCCAGACGUGGCAGCACCAUUCAAUCUAUCACAACAACGACCACCACCGCUUGAUUCCAGUAAUACUUCCGUCCUCACCACAGUCUUGCGCCUAGUCUUCUACACGGCUGAGCCCGUCCUCACUGAUCGUUCAGUUUGAUUCCUCGAGCGUCGAAGAAGGGGCCAGCUCUCGAUGUCAGCGUGCUCGGCAACAAUACACGCCCCGCUACCGCUACCUCGAAUCGCAUCGUUAACCAGCACUUGAUCUCCCUGCCCAGAGCGAAUUACAGAGACACAGUCGUUCAAGAUGAAGUUGGACGUAAAGAGGCAGCUCUUUGCCCGGAGCGAGCGUGUAAAGGGCAUCGACUUCCACCCCACCGAGCCAUGGAUUCUCACAACCCUUUACAGCGGCCAUGUCUACAUAUGGAGCUACGAGACACAGACUACCGUGAAGUCAUUUGAGCUAACGGACGUUCCCGUGCGAGCUGGUCGCUUCAUUGCGAGGAAGAACUGGAUAGUCUGCGGCAGUGAUGACUUCCAGCUUCGGGUCCACAACUACAACACAUCGGAGAAGGUCGCGAGCUUCGAGGCGCACCCCGACUACAUCCGAGCGAUCUGCGUUCAUCCUACGCAGCCUUUCGUGUUGACGGCCAGCGACGACAUGACGAUCAAACUGUGGAACUGGGAGAUGGGCUGGAAGUGCCAGCAGACCUUUGAGGGACACUCGCACUAUGUCAUGUUCCUGGCGAUUAACCCGAAAGAUACCAACACAUUUGCAUCCGCAUGUCUGGACAGGACGGUCAAGAUCUGGUCACUCGGGUCCUCGACAGCAAAUUUUACUCUCGAAGCACAUGAGCAAAAGGGCGUCAACUACGUUGACUACUAUCCUCAUUCCGACAAGCCAUAUUUGUUGACGACGAGUGAUGACCGCACAGUCAAGAUCUGGGACUACACUACCAAGUCUCUAAUCGCUACUCUCGAAGGCCACACCAACAACGUGAGCUUUGCUUGCUACCACCCCGAACUCCCUGUCAUCAUUUCGGGAUCAGAAGACGGCACCUUGAGGAUAUGGCACGCUUCCACCUAUCGCUUCGAGCAGAGUCUCAACUACGGCCUCGAGCGUGCUUGGUGUGUGAGCUAUCAAAAGGGCAAGCAGGGGAUUGCGGUUGGAUACGACGAGGGGUCCGUGGUUGUCAAACUGGGUCGCGAGGAGCCCGCGGUGUCCAUGGAUGGAUCCGGCAAGCUGAUCUGGGCGAAGCACAACGAAGUCGUGUCGGCCAUCAUCAAAGGCGGCGAGGCGACCAAGGACAACACACCUAUUCACCUCACCACCAAGGAUCUUGGCAGCUGUGAGGUGUACCCUUCCACGCUCUCACAUUCGGCAAACGGUCGAUUCGUGGCGGUAUGCGGCGAUGGCGAGUUCAUCGUGUACACUGCCCUGGCCUGGCGCAACAAGCAGUUUGGUUCCGCGUUGGACUUCGUCUGGGCAUCGAAGGAGAACUCGAACGACUUUGCCAUCCGGGAAUCUGCGACAAGCGUCAAGGUAUACAAAAAUUUUGUCGAGAAGCAGGGCGGCUUGGACGUCGGAUUCCCGGCGGACGGCCUGGCUGGCGGCGUUCUGCUUGGUGUGAAGGGUCAGGGAGGAAUCAGCUUCUUUGACUGGGCCACCGGCGGCUUGGUGAGACGCAUUGAGGUUGAGCCGCGUCAGGUCUAUUGGAGCGAGAGCGGUGAGCUCGUUGCUUUAGCCUGCGAGGACACGUGCUACAUCCUCCGCUUCAGCCGCGAAGCAUAUCAAGAGGGUGUGCAGGCUGGACAAGUCGAUGACGACGGCGUCGAGGCAGCUUUUGAGGUCAUUACCGACAUCAGCGAGGGGGUGAGGACUGGAGAGUGGGUUGGGGACUGUUUCCUGUACACCAACUCCACGAACCGCCUGAACUACCUCGUUGGCGACCAGACGUACACCGUCUCCCACUUCGACCAGCCCAUGUACAUUCUCGGCUAUAUCCAGCGCGACUCUCGGAUUUAUCUCAGCGACAAGGAUGUGGCCGUGACAUCCUUUGCGCUCUCCCUCCCCGUCCUUGAGUACCAGACCCUCGUGCUCCGGGAUGAGCUCGAAGCCGCCUCAGAGCUGCUGCCUUCGGUCCCAGAGGGCGAGCUCAACAAAGUUGCUCGCUUCCUGGACGGACAAGGUCACAAGGAGCUCGCCUUGGAGGUUGCUACAGACCCAGAACACAAGUUCGAACUUGCCCUUGCCUUGAACCGUCUGGAUAUUGCUCUUGAGCUUGCCAAGGAGGCCAAUGUCGAGCACCGAUGGAAGACUGUCGGCGAUACCGCCCUCGCAGCUUGGGAUGUCAGCCUCGCCGCCGAGUGCUUCACACAUGCAAAUGACCUCGGCUCGCUCCUCCUCCUGUACUCGUCUACCGCUGAUCGAGAAGGUCUGGCCAGCCUGGCAGGAAAGGCUGAAGAGGCUGGCGUUCACAACAUCGCAUUCUCGAGCAAGUGGCUUCUGGGCGAUGUGGACGGCUGCGUGGAGACACUCACAAAGACAGGUCGCCUGGCCGAGGCUGUUCUGUUUUCUCAAACAUAUAAGCCCAGCUCGACAAUUGAGGUUGUCAAGCAAUGGAAGGAGUCGCUCGAGAAAAACAAAAAGGGUCGCGUCGCCAAGAUGAUUGGCCUUCCCGGUGCAGAGGGCGACGAGGAUCUCUUCCCUGAGUGGGAUGAGUGGCUGAGGCUAGAAAAGGAGGGUGUCACUCCUGCCGCGGCUGAGAAUGGUGCUGCCGAAGAGGAAGGAGAAGCUGAAGAUGGCGAAGAAGAGAAUGGAGAGGAGGAGGCCGAGGAUGAGGAAGAGUAGUGUUUGGUUUUGUCCGUGGGGGCCUGAACGUCAGCCCGACAACGUCUAAGGGUUCUUGGUAUGUGGCCGAGUACGGAUAGCUUUUAGAGGAGUUUCUCUCGCGGGGGGCAGCAAGGCAUGCUGAGGGGGAAAAUGUUGGAGCCGGCCUGGGGUGUUGAUAGAAAAGUCGCUGAGGCACUCCGCCCAUAUACAAAUUUCUAACGUUUCUCUGUAUGCUG
Molecule: messenger RNA, 3058 nt
Organism: Cryphonectria parasitica EP155
Lineage: Eukaryota; Fungi; Ascomycota; Sordariomycetes; Diaporthales; Cryphonectriaceae
Product: Coatomer, beta' subunit
Exons: 10
Coding region: 297-2840 (847 amino acids)
Biological process (GO): retrograde vesicle-mediated transport, Golgi to endoplasmic reticulum; intracellular protein transport; intra-Golgi vesicle-mediated transport
Cellular component (GO): COPI vesicle coat
Molecular function (GO): protein binding; structural molecule activity
Source: RefSeq, a predicted model, not a curated record